GGCUAAGAAGAGAGAUAGGUAAGAGAGCGACUGGCGGAGUGGAAGGGAGAGAGAAAGACUGUCAGAAUAGGCAAGAAAGAGAGACGAACGGACGGAGAAAUUGGUUAAGUACGCGUGCGCAUUGGAAAAGGACAGAGGGAGAUCGCGGGACGGCAUUCGUAGUAGUGACGCGUUCCGUAGGGGGGAGACGGUAUCGUCGCGUCAUAAAAGUGGGGGGGACGGAAUCUCCCCUUGCGAGCAGAAGCAACGAACAGUUCUCGGCUCCCGACACCGGCCUGCAGUCGACGAGUUGGUCCUAGCGUGGAAGAGGGAGGGAAAGCGUAGUAUAUGCGUGAACGAGCGUGAGAGAGGGAGAAAGAGAAAGAGAAAGAAAAACCAGCAGACGAGCCGAGGAAGAAGUGAGAGGAAGGGAGAGAGAGAGAGAGAGAGAGAGAGAGAGGAGAACGAGCGCGAGAGAAAUAGAGAAAGGGCGCGCAGGAAGGAGAAAGAGAAAAGCAAAAGGGAGCAACGCCGGUAGAACGCGCGCGGUGUGUCCUCAUGUCGUACGGCGUUUCUGAACGCGGCCAUUACGAGAGAGCUGCUCGGUGACGCUCGGUGUGUUAGAGGACGGUCGUAGUACAGCGUCGUCGUACAGUCGCGCGCGUAGUGGUUCUCGAAGCAACAGGACGCGCGCUUCCUUCGAUAAUCAAGCACGUGCUCGUUCACGUUUUCGCUUAUAAAAAGAGCCAACGCGCACACGCGCACGGUGGUCGUUGCACCGCUUUCGAAGUAAGGAGCGUGAAAAGGAGAAGCAAGGCGCGCGCGGAAGAGAAUAAUAAAAAAGAAAGAAACCGAUGUCACGCGACUCUUGAGGCAAACGCGACGAGAACGGCUGUAGACCGUAGACGCGGCGUCACGUCGCGUUAUUCGACGAAAUUCUUCAAUUAUUGCGAUCGUCGAUCGUGACGAAGAGGAGGAAGGUGCGCCGGAGCGAAUCGAUCGACGGCGAUCGCUGAAGAAGUAGAGAAGAGGGAGAGAAUUAUUUGAGAGAUAUCGACGAUCGACGAAGAAAGCAGCAGCAGCAGCCAUGUUCGACGUUUUUGGCUCGGUGAAAGGUCUACUCAAGCUAGACAGUGUGUGCAUCGACAACAAUGUCUUCCGAUUGCACUACAAAGCCACCGUGAUCGUACUGAUCGCGUUCUCCUUGCUUGUAACCUCGAGGCAGUAUAUCGGCGAUCCGAUCGAUUGCAUCGUCGAUGAAAUACCGCCCCACGUGAUGGACACUUAUUGCUGGAUCUACUCGACCUUUACGAUCCCGAACCGUGGCGGCGUCGUUGGCAUGGACGUCGUACAACCUGGUGUACGAAGUCACGUCGAGGGCGUCGACGAUAUCAAAUACCACAAGUAUUAUCAGUGGGUAUGUUUCACCCUCUUCUUCCAGGCGAUACUCUUCUACGUGCCACGUUAUCUUUGGAAAACUUGGGAAGGCGGCAGAAUAAAGAUGCUCAUGCUCGACCUAAACUGUCCCGUUGCAAACGAGGAAACAAAAUGCGAGAGACGAAAAUUACUCGUUGAUUAUUUCGCCUUGAAUUUGCACUCCCAGAACUUCUACGCGUUCCGAUUCUUCUUCUGCGAAGUCCUCAACUUCAUCAACGUGGUCGGACAGAUAUAUUUUAUGGACUUCUUCCUGGACGGGGAAUUCUCGACGUACGGGGCGGACGUCGUCAAGUUCACGGAACUAGAGCCGGAAGAUCGGGACGAUCCUAUGUCCCGCGUGUUCCCGAAGGUCACCAAGUGUACCUUCCACAAAUAUGGUGCGUCCGGUACCGUACAAAAGUUCGACGGUCUAUGCGUCCUACCGUUGAACAUCGUCAACGAGAAGAUCUACGUGUUCCUCUGGUUCUGGUUCAUUAUCCUGUCGAUUCUAAGCGGUCUUAGCUUGGCCUAUCGCGCAGCCGUCGUUGCAGGACCGAGGCUACGUCUGAUGUUACUACGUACUCGUUCUCGCAUAUCAGACAAGCACGACAUCGAAACGAUCGCUAAGAAUUGUCAAAUAGGCGACUGGUUCGUCCUUUAUCAACUGGGUAAGAACAUCGAUCCGUUGAUCUACAAGCAGCUCGUAUCCGACUUGGCUUUGAAGCUACAGGGUAAAGAGUCGAUGCACGUGUAGUCAGUUUGUCGUAGGACAUCAUCGUCGGGGUUAUGUCUUCUUUUUGCCUGAGAUCGUAAGAAUCGAUCUUACGCAGCAAAUUGGGACCCCGAGAACAAUACGAAAAUAUCCAUUAACGUCGUCGUUUUCAUCCUCGACGAAGAGAAAGAAAAAGAAAAAGAGAGAGUCGAAGACGUAUCAUGGAGAUCUUCAUGGAAGUCCAUCGAUCGCGAGAGUCCUUUUCUCGCUCGAUCCUCUCGUGAUUUUUUUUUUUUUUUCAAAUAAUCGUGACGAUUGUUUCAACGAUGUUCUCACGAAAGGAUCGAGCCGUAUCUAUAUAAUGACACAUGCUUCUCGAUAGCGCUUUAAAAAACUGUUAAUCGAACGCGUAGCGCUGAUUAUUUUUGUAAUCUUGCUUUUUUCCUCGCGUAUCCUCCUUCACCGUUUGAUUAUGAUCUAUCGUAACCCCUUCUUCCUCUUAUUCUUAUUCUUUGAGAAACGGACUCUCGCGAUUGCCAUUCGACGAUAUCUGACCUAUCCUUCGCAUCGAUCGCCUAUGUCAAAUUCUACAGGUAGAUUCAGGCGACACGAUGAAAGAAAAAGAAAACUUUCUAAUGGAUAUAGAAUUAAAAAGAAAGAAAUAAGUAUGUACGUUAGAUCAACGAUUACUUUCUUCGAUCGCUUCUCGCUUUUCACAUUUGCCAGGCAUAUAUAAAUAAAAAAAAAACAAAAAAAAAACAAAGGAAAGAUCUUUCCUUCUUGCCUUUUGUUCGUAAACUUUCGAACAGAACCAUAGAAAUUAUGGAGAAACGAAAAUGUGAAGGUUCGAGUAGCGACCGAAAGAACGAUUUCGUAUACGUCAUCGUAGAUAUAUUUUAAGUAUUUCUGGAACUCGUAGACCUUCGCCGGUCUCCGAUCGUGUGAUAAAAUGGAGGGACGGCGGUCGUUCUUUUUUUCCCCCCUUUGUUUUCCCUUCUCCUUUCGACCUUUCUUUCCUUUUCGUUUCCUUUCUUUUAUCUUUUCAUGGACCGUACCGUGGUCAAGUUGUUCCAUCCCAACCAUUGUGUCAUUCCUACAAAUCCUUUUUGUUCCUUUUCUACUUUCUCUCUUUUUUUUUUGCUUCUCCUUGAGACUACAAUACUGCACUGCCGUAUCGCAACGAUGGGACAACUCGGAAGGAAACGCGAAAAAGAUAUUUUUCUCAUGACGUCGUGGAUGUGAUUCUCGCCGUUCAACAUUCCAUUCGUUUCUUUUAAUUUUUCUUCCUUUUAAUCGCACGGAUAUAUACGAGAAGAUCUUUAUAUUAUGUUUCAGGAAAACAUAUAAAGUUUCUCGACGAUACUCGUUUGGUAAAAGCAAGAGAAAAGAAAUAAUGAAAUCUUCAUCAGUUAAUAUGAUCUUUACUUGAUGAAGCGUUUCCUUUUUCGCGUUACGCCUUUUGCCUCGGGCUCCUUUUAGAGAGACCUUUGUUUCCCACGCCGUCUUUCCAGAAAAGCGUUGUUCUUUUUUCCUAUCAAUUAUUUUUUUAUAUAGUAAGCAUAGGAUCAUAUUGUAUUGUAUAUUGUAGGUCGUCCUUUAUCUAUACGGGAAAGAUAAAUAUAUAUUAUAUAUAUAUAUAUAAAUAUGAAUAUAUAGUGAGAGAGAGAGAGAGAGUGAACGCGCGCGCGCGUAUGUGUGUGUGUGUGUGGUAAAUGAGAAAGAAAGAAAAAUGAAGAUGUGCGCGAAGGAGAGAAAGAGAAAUGAAAAAAGAGCAAAAAAAGAGAAUAUGUAGAUACUAUGAUACUGAUUAUACAUCUAAUAUUUUAUAUCCGUCUUCGCUGAAAAGCAAUCUUGCAUUCCACGCACAAAAAGACAUAAUAUGUACGUUUAUCUAUGAACGUAAGCGAUUGUUCAUCACGUCUGCCACGUGUAACCGAGGGGCCAAAACAAGACGAAACGUUCUUCUUUUUCUAAUAUACAUUUGCGUAUGUAUAGAAUGAACGCCUAUUGCGUAUUUACACGACAGUCGAAUAUUUGUAUAACACACAUAUACACCUAUUUGUAUCUUGUAUGUUUUGUACUAUCUACACGACGACAUAAUACCGUCCCGGCGUGCUUAGGGGGUUACCGGAUAAAUAAAUAAACAAAUAAAAGCGGUUAAUUAUUAAGAAGAUAUUAACGUAUUACAUAUAUACUACAUACAUACAUAUACAUGCAUACAUACGUAUACAUGCAUACAUACAUACAUACAUAUACAUGCAUACAUAUAUACAUACGUACGAACAUACAUAUAUCGUGCAAUUAAUUAUACGAGUUUGACCAAGUUAGAGCGUAAUAUUUUGGAAAAACAAAAUAGAAUAUUUUUGAUAACCAUAUUGUUAUAGAUCUUAUGACAAACGAUGUAACGACGAUCGACCGAGGAAAUAGAAUGAUCGAUAAGAGUUAAAGAAGGAUGUGAAGUUUGAUAAAUAAUAUACAUACUAUAUACAAUUUGUGAUGAUGUAUGAUGGAAUGCGUUAUGAAGAUUAUUUGAAAUAUUCGAAAAAAUAUAUUAGAGUACGAGGAAGGAAGGUGCGAUAGGUUCUUUCGAUCAAUUUUCAAGGACGACCUGGUAACCCUUGAACCCACGCGUUUACUUUCACAACUUUCUCGAACGAGCGUCGCUCAUUUUUACGGCAAAGACGACUACGGAUAGAAUGAUAAAAGAAUUAAGAUACUGCGAGAAAAAAGGCCUAUUGUCAAUUUUGCGCUUCUAAUCCAUGCGCCUUCUAAGACUGUCGAGAACUAUCGAAAACACUCCAUAAUAAUGAUUUUCAUGUUUUUCGUAUGUCUUGUUUUGUUUCUUUUUCUUAUUUUUCUUUUUCGUUUUUUUUUCCUUUUUUUUUAGAUUAUAUACAUGGAGCUACGAAGUCUAAACGCAUAUGUCGGCACUGAUAUUUUUCAAGAAUAUGGUGCGAUAGUUUUGCAUAAUACUGUUGAUAAUCAUAAUAAUAAUAACAACAACAACAACAACAAUAAUGAUAGUAAUAAUAAUGAUAAUAAUGAUAAUAAAAAUAAUAAUAAUAAUAGUAAUAGUAGUAGUAGUAGUAGUAGUAGUAAUAGUAAUAAUACGAAACGUAAAAAUUCUGAAAGAGACCAAGCCAUUCAUUCUUCCUUCUUCGAAUUGCGCUUACGACAUUUAUGACACGUUCGCUUCGUAAAGUGCCAACGUGUAUAUAUACACGUCCUUUUUUAUUAUCAUUUAUUUGCAUUGGCAAGAAAAAGAGAUACGUAAGUAGGAAAGAACGAUAAAAAAACAUAUAUAUAUACACACACACAUUGUACCACUUAAAAAGAGAGAAAGAAAACAAAAGAAAUGCGAAAUUGCCAACCAUAAUCGUCGUCAUUGUUCGCAACUGUUGAUUUCGUAUACGGAAAGGAGGAAAGCAAUACGAUAAUCGCUCGUAUGUAUUUGUGCCUUUGCUCGUGCCACUUGUUUAGAAACGAUAAUAGACGAUAUAUAUAUAUAUAUAUAUAUAUAUAUAUAUAUAUAUAUAAGCAUAUGAAUUUUUAUUUUUUCUAUUAGAUAAAUAGGUGACGAUUGCUUUAGAGGACAUGGAUAAACAACGAUGAAGAUUAUUGAAAAGGAACAUCGCCUAUCUUUUCUCAACGUUAACAUAUCACCAUCAUAAUUAUCAUCAUCACUAUCAUCGUCAUCAUCAUCAUCAUCACAGUCAUCGUUCUUUCCUUUUUUGCAUCUUUUGUUCUAUUCCUGUUCAUCGACGUAACAUUUGAUGAUAUAUAAUGAUUAUGGUAAUAGGUACAUACAUUGUAGCAAAUAAGUGAGACGUUAGAACAAAAAACAAGAAAAAAGUGAGAGAGGGAGAGAGAGAGAACGUAAUUUCUGCGAUAAUAGAAUAUGUAUUUAGAUGUGUAAGUAAUCAAAGGGAGGACCUAUGUCCUUUUUUCUCUUUUAUUUUAUUUCUUUUUUGUCCUUUUCCUUUUAUUUCUCUUCCUAUCUUUUAACGUCAAGUACGCAAAGUCCGAGAUCGGGGGAUCACCGUGCCGAUUUUAUAAACAGAAAUUGCAUUCCCAUUUCCUCUUCCUUAUAUUUCUUUUCUUUUCAUCUUUGAUCGUGGUAGCCCCGAGAACAAUCGGUGGUCCGAGAAAACAGUAAUUUCAUCGUUCAAUACGUCAAGUUAUGUUAUAUACUUUAUUACGAAUGUUCUUUGUAAAAUUAAAGAAAUAAACAUCAGCGAAAUAAAAUAGCCUGAAUCUUUGUUAAAUUUUCUAUGUUGAAAGUAUCGUAUAUACAAUCAUAGCGAGCGCAAUGUGCUGAUUAAGAAAAUAAAAAAAAAAAAAAAAUGAACGUCCACGUGUCCAACAAUCCGACGCUAGAGAUGUGUUCUGUUUUAUUUAAA
This is a messenger RNA of Vespula vulgaris, 6507 nucleotides long. RefSeq names its product innexin inx2 (gene Inx2). The coding region runs from base 1067 to 2149 and encodes 360 amino acids. The transcript has a single exon. Gene Ontology annotation, cellular component: plasma membrane; gap junction. Gene Ontology annotation, molecular function: gap junction channel activity. Gene Ontology annotation, biological process: phototransduction. The record is from RefSeq and is a predicted model, not a curated record. NCBI's taxonomy places the organism in Eukaryota, Metazoa, Arthropoda, Insecta, Hymenoptera, Vespidae.